This is a messenger RNA of Magallana angulata, 8283 nucleotides long. RefSeq lists its product as uncharacterized. NCBI's taxonomy places the organism in Eukaryota, Metazoa, Mollusca, Bivalvia, Ostreida, Ostreidae. The coding region runs from base 620 to 4426 and encodes 1268 amino acids. The record is from RefSeq and is a predicted model, not a curated record. The transcript has 2 exons.
AUUAAGGAGCAUAUGAAGUGUAAUUAAUUUACUUUCUUGGAUUUUAUUUCCGUGAGUGGAGUUAUUGACAUUUAAAUUUCUGGUACGUAUACACACACUGCAAACGUAAAAUCGUUAUAUUAUCGAUCAAUCGUAAAUUUCUUUUUGUCCAUUCAGCGCAGUCGGACAGCUUUUAUUUAAAUUUUAAUUUAGCCGUCAAUUUGCUUCGGCAUAUUUCAUAUGAAUCUCGAUGAGGCAUCCACAUCACUUCGAAAAGGAGCCAUGUUUUGGGAGCAGUCUAUUUAUAACUGUCCGUGGCUUUGAGUUUCUAUAUCACUUGAAGUUUGUCUAAAUAGCUAAAUUUAGUUAUAACUUUGCUGUUGGAUAAAUAAUAGCGCACAUUAAUCGUAUGAAGAGGUGGCUAUAACGCAUUAUCGUAAAAAAAAGAACUAGAAAACAAAAAGAUGUUUUUCUGACAUUUUCCUUCAAAUAUUUUUGUGGAAUAUUGAUGGAGAUGGUUCUAUUUUGUAAAGAUUCUUAACACCAUUUAACUACUAUACAUGGGAGGUCUAAGAAGAGGCGAUUAGAGUCAAGUAGGAGAAAUAAAGAACUUUUAACCAAGAAAUCAACAAACACCUGAAUGUAUCUUCCAGCCACCGCCAGUCAGAUGUUAGCCAUGGACAUGUUAGCAUUUGAUAAAAUGUCCAAAUCUAAUCGACGCAAGCAAAGCAAACCAAUACGGGUAUCAUACAGUGCCGAAAAUGACCCCACGGCUGAGGGAGGUGCCCCAUUUCCCAAUAAUGGACAGUCUGAAGAAGUUGUCAAUGGACAUACUGAAGGGCAAAAUGUUUCUGAUUCAGAAAUGGAAGAGCAGUUGCCAGUGGGAAAAGUCAAUGGCGGAAACCCCCAUCUUAAUUCUGAUAAAAACAUGGAUUCUCCAGAUGGCGAGAAAAUGGUACUGGAUCCCAAGGAAAACAACAAUGAAAACUUUCCCACAAAAUAUCAUCGCCUAGGAAGUGAGUUGUUUGCAGGGAAUGCAUUCCCUGAAAAUGUGAAAGUCAAAGAAGAGCGAAGUAUUGAGCAGGAAGAGGGAUCCCCAAAAGAGGUCAACCCUGAUGAAGAAGGUCGCAAGCUGGACGGUCAGAGCCGCAUCUUCCAUCAAGAUGCUUACUGCGAACUUUGUGAUCGUGAAUUUUGCAACAAGUACUUUCUCAAAACCCAUAAAGCAAAUAAACAUGGGAUUUUUGACAGCGCCUGUUCACCAUUUUCUCUGGCAUCCUUGGGAAAUGGCAUGAUUCUACCUCAAGAUGGCAGUUUAGGAUCAGUUCCAACCUCCUCUCCAGUUUCACAGUCCUUGCCCCAACCACCUAUUUCGUCCAUGUCCUCCUUCAAAGUGAUGGAUUUCAUUCAGAGCCUGCCAGCUUCAGAACCUCCUAAGACAACCAAAGUGGAUUCAAUGACUCCUAUCAAGGGAGAAAACUUACCUCCAGUCAGCACCCCUGUAUCAUCCACAAGCAAUACUCAGCCACCAACUCCAUCCACAUCUAAUUCCACUUCCACUCCCAAGGUUAGCAAGGAUAUGGAAGACUUCUGUGAAUUAUGCCAGAAGCACUUCUGUAACAAAUACUACCUCAAGAAACACAAGCAAGAUGUCCAUGGAAUUGCUCCACCAGAUGGUUCCGGCUCCAGCAGCAAACGAGGAAGACAGAAAGACUUACAAGCUCAACUGGAUGCCAUCAACUCUGCAUCAGUAUCUUCCAACUCACCCCUUAUACCUCACUCACUUCCAAACAUGACAGGAUUGCCCAACAUGCCUGGAGUCAUGGUGCUGAACCCCUUCAUGGCUCCUAUGCUCCUUCCUACAGGGUCCCUCAUGCCAGGGUCACAGAUUCCUACACCACCCAUGAUGUCUCAGCCACUCCCAACUUCUUCUCACCAUGAUUCUAUUACAACUACAGCAUCCCAAGCCAUCUCUAGUCAAGCUUCUCCAGGGUCUACUCCAAAAGACUCCAACUCCAUGAAUCAGGAAGCCUAUUGUGAGCUCUGCUGUAAAGAGUUCUGCAACAAAUAUUUUCUGAAGGUUCACAAAGCAAAUAAACAUGGAAUCUUCAUGGAUGACUUCCCAUUCCUUCCAGGGAUGCCAGGAAUGCCUCCAUUUAAAUUUCCAAUGAGCGAGGGAAUGCUGUCAAUGAACCCGGACAAACCGCUAUUCUCCAUGUCGGGAAUGGAAGGCAAGAAUCCAAUCAAAUCAGAACCUAGUCCCAAGCAGGGAACUUCCCUAGUCUCCUCAUCUAGUCCAGAAAACUCUGUUACAUACUGUGGAUUGUGCAAUCAAGAAUUUGCUAGCAAGUAUACAUACAAAAUUCAUCGUAUCCAAGUUCAUGGCAUGCUGAAUGAGGGUCUUGAUGCGUCUAUCACCGAUGAAAUCAUCAGAAAUUCCUUCAGAGAAAGAGAAGAGUUCUUCAGAUAUGCAAUGAGAGAGAAGGAGGAGGCCUCCAAAAUAUCACCAGGAUCAAGAAAUGGAGAUGACAAAGAGAACGAUACAAAGAUUACCGAUCACGGGAUGACCACCAUGUUUGGAAAUAUGGUUGCUGCCAAGCUUGCUGACAGAGUCACUUGUGACAUUUGCAAUAAAGACCUGUGCAAUAAGUAUUUUCUCAAAGUUCACAAGUUCAAAGUGCAUGGAAUUGAAUCUUCUACCCCAGACAACAAGUUUGAUCCCAGUCGCAUUGCCAAACAUCAGCUAACAGGAGACUUUGAACUCAUCAAAAAUGCAGUGAAGCAAGAGCCAAAAGAUGUUCCUAGUCAGAGUCCAAAAUCUCAACCUAAGCCAGAUAGAAUGAAAGAUUUUCCCCAGUUAAGUCCAAAAAUGCCACCCUUUAUGCCAAUGCCUAUGAUGUCCAGGCCAAUGGAAAUGCCAAGAGACAAAGCAAUGUCACCAAGUACCAAUGUUGAAAAACCAUCCAACCAAGAGUUGGUUAAAAUGGGUAUCGACCCAGAGGCCUAUUGCGAAAUAUGCAAGAAGGAAUUCUGCAGCAAGUAUUUCCUUCGAACACACAGACUUAACAUCCAUGGCAUUUCAACUCCAGAAACCCAAGUCACCCCUGGUAAAAUCAGUCCAAUGCUCUUCCAGCAGUUCAGCAACAUGCCCCUGAAUUUGAGCAUGAACAGUGGCAAAAAGAAGAAUGGAUUUGAAAAACACUCCUGGAGAUGGAAGGAGCCGAUGAACUCUCACAGAGUCAGCUGUGAUAUUUGUAACAAGGAAGUCUGCAACAAGUAUUUCCUGCGCACACACAAGUUGAAUAAACAUGGAAUCUUGCCUAGUGAGAACUCCUUGUCCCCAUCUACCUCAGAUAUUGAUACCCAGAGCAACUCUUCAUUGCCUACGGAUCUCAGUCUGCAUGAGAGAAUGCCGCAAAGUCCACAGGCUGUUAAACUGGACAGCAACAUGCACGGAGUGCAAGGAUUUGAUGAGAGAAGGUUGAAACUUGGAGACACUCCAGAUUCUAGGAUGAAUAUUGAGGAAGAGAAGAGAUUUUACAGUGAAGUCUGUCAUCUCUGUGAUCGACGUUUCAAGAGCCAAAAGUGGUUGAGUGCCCACAUCAUGAAAGACCACAUUGAACCAGGAGUAUUCACUCCAGAGAUGCGCGAAAAAAUGAUGAUUGCUGGUAUGGAUCUUUGCAUAGACAAGAAAACUUGCCGAAUCUGUGAGAAGUCUUUCCCGAGUGAGCUCUCCAUGCAUCUGCACAUGAUUCAAGAGCACAAUGCCCAGGUCAGUCUAAAUACAGAAGAGAAGCCACAGCCAAGCGUCAAACACAGGUCCAGCCUUGCGAGACAGAGGUUUGCUAUGAAGCGAAGAUUUUCAUUUACCACCAAACAGAAACUUUACAAUUGUGCUAUUUGUGACUAUAAAAGUAAGUGGCUAAACAAUGUGUGUAUGCACGAAAUCAAGGAACACAGAGUGCUUAAAUUCAAAAACAAAUCAGGAGUGAAGAAGACCAUCAAAAGAGCAGCGAAAAAUGUGAAGACGUACAGAUGCACAAAAUGCAACCUGAAAUUUGCAACACCAAUCAUGUGUCAUCUGCACAUUCGUGAGGAGCACAUUCGAACCAAAAAUUUCCGUGUCAGCAAAAGGCUACCAAACACUCGUCUGAACUGUAAAUUCUGUCCCUUCUCAACCUUGUUCUCCAAGCAACUUCGUCAUCACAUGACCCGUGUCCAUAGUGACGGCCGCUUCGAAACGUUCGAAAAUGAAAACAGCUAUGACUUGGAUAACGCAAUGGCUGUUGAUGAUGACUCUCGCAGUGAAAAUUUCCAGUUGUUCACAAUUAAAGACUGCUCAUUGGAAGCCGAUUUCCGUUCGUCGAUGGCCGUGAAACUUCCUGUUCGGCACCGCAUGACAGACCCAGUCACUGUAACCUUUCAUCUAACACCAAUGGAACAGUAAGAAAUUGUUGUGUCAAGAUAUUAUUGUAUCAUGUGUUCAUGUGUUUAUCAUGUGAUUUAUUUGGUCAUUGAAUAUGUCGUAGAGUGGUUUUUUUUUUUAACAUGGUACAUAUAAUUCAUGAAUUAGUGACCUUACCAUUUUUCAUGGUUUUUUAUGCCAGGAAAGACUCAGUGUCAAUGAUAUUUUGCAAAAAUAAGAUCAGUACAUUUUUUUCUGUUAAUUUUUUCCCCUUGUUAUUAUAUAUUUCACCUAUAUAUACAUGUAUGUAUACUGGUAAAGCUGAUGUGCAAUCUAAGUAUUUCUGUUAAGGUUACUUACGUUUAUUUAUUUUGUUAUUUAUUGUUAUUUUGUUGAUAAAGAAAGGAGAAAACUCAGCCCCUCUGCAAUCAUUCUUCUUGUGUUAAAGUUUCACCCUUAGUUCAUAUGAGUCAGUUUCAAAAUUAUUUGAAAUUUUUACGUCAAUUAAUGCGGCAGCACUAAGGGAUGGAAUUUUAAUAUGAGUUUUCCCUUUCAAAAGAGAUUUUUUUUUUAUUUUACCCUGGGGGUGUCAGUAUUAUUGCAAUAUUAAAUCAAACUUGUUUUUAGUUGAUAUGCACAUAAGUAUUAGAGAAUUUUUUAGUUCUAAUUUUUUUUAGUACUAAUGAUAUUCACAUUGAUGUACUGAAUUUGAUAAAGAAUAAUGCAAUCGUGAUUUUUUUAUGAAUAUAUAAUAAUUAUCAUGAUUUAAAUGUUCAUUCCUUUGAAACAAGUCAUAGGGAAAAUAUUGCCCCGUACUUAGCCCUGUACCAUAGUCGAUGUAUUUAUUGUGUAGAUAACUUAACCUAAGUGUAAUACUGUGUCCGUUCUAACCACUGUACAGAAUUUUUUUAUAGCGUAAAUUAAAAGAAAAUCAGGGAACAUUUUUUUCUUUCAACAGCUAUUGAGUACUGAUUAUGAAUAUAUAUAUAUAUACAUGUGUGUGUUCGUGUGGAGAUUUUGUUUGUGACAUAAUAUUAUUUAUUAGGUAAUGUUUUUCCCUUGAUGAUUAUGAAUAUGUGUUUGUGUGUGAUUUACACACAGUACUUAGCAUAUUAUUUACACACUUUUUACCACCAUGUGUUACGUUCUUGAAACAGUGAAAGUACUUUUUAAAAUAGGGGGCAUUACACACAAUGUGCAAUUAAUGUGUGCAUUUUUUUUUUUUUUUGAUGGUACACAUUUUAUUGUGUACGUGCAUUACUUGAUAAACGUUGUUACACAGGUCUUCAAUCAAAAGAAAUGUAGAUAUGAAGAAGAAAAAAAACUCAUGUGACAUGUUAUAGUACAUAUUGUCUUGAUAGGUGGUCAAACAUACACAAAAAAAACACAACAAGACAACACCAGCCAUGUAAAGUCAAAUAGUUAAUGGAAUCGUUUGUGGGAGACCUCGUGCAAGUCUUGCCAAGAAUUAAGGGUGAUAUGAUAUUCUUCCAUGACCACUUGUAAAUACUUUUUUGAUUUACAAAACUUCAUUGCCAAAAAAACAGACAAAAAAGAUGUUCAAUGUUCAGAAAAUGAACAGAUAUUUGUUAUAAAUUGAUUGACUAUUCCACAAUUUGAUCCGAUUUGUAGGCGUGACAGGAACAUUUAUUUCACAAUCAAAUCUCAAAUUGUCCUUAUUCAGAUCGUUGUUAUCAGUAAUAUAUUUGACGUGUUUGGUGUUUGUAUUUAUUUUUUCCGUGUAAUCUCUGUUUGACUUGUGUGGUGUUUUUUUCUCUGGAUUGGUUGAUCCCGUUUUUUCCUUUCAUUCCUAGCGUAUUUCCAGGAUUUGGGGCAACGGUGUAUAUAUAUUGCACCCAUUUCCAUCUAGCUUUGUGGUUGAAGUGAAAUUCUAUAUAUUUUUGAUAUGCCAUUGCGUGGCUCUUGUUUUUAUCAGCUAACCAUAUAUAAUCCUGUUUGACUUUUUUUUUAUGUAGGAGAGUUCUUAUUCAGUAGAUGGACAUGCAUUUGAUCUUAUAUUUAUUGUUGAAACCAUGGUUACUUUUUUUUCCACCCAUUUUGGAAUAAAUUUUGUUUUUUGUAGGUUCAUCAUUUUUUUUAAUUUCUUUAUUAUUUUUUUUAGGUCAAUAAGGUAAUUUGUAGGACUAGGUACAGAACCAGUGUUGCUUUAUUUUUCAUCAGGUAGACACUUGCGAUCAAUUCUAAAUCGGGAAAUUGUCAUUUUAUUAUAAACGUCUAUGUAUUGAUUCAUUACCAAGCAAAGCUUGUUUUAAUUUAUGUAUUCAAAUUAAAUAAGUUUGUCUUAACAAACAGUUCAGUCUCUUCUAGACAUAGUUAAAAAUGAUUGAUCUUCAAAUAUGGUGUGAUAACUUUUAACAUAAAUCAGAACUUCAUUCAAAUAGUUUGAAUAUUUGAAUAAGUUUGAAUUAAUGGGAUUUACAUCAAUUAACAUACGAUUUAUUUUCAUCCCAAUUCUUUUUUAGCUUUGAAGAAUAUGUCAAUGAAAAAAAGGCUUUGUUUUCCAGCUAUAAAUUAGAAAUAUCGCAAGCCCUUUUAUUUUAAAUCUGUACUUAAUUAAAGUGAUUGGAUGAUUCAUUGUUUAUGAACACUUAAUCUUUCUCUCCUUUUUUUAUUGAUCAACUGAAAUUAACAAAGACAAAAAAAAUUUGCUUAAAAGAAUGUUAUUUACUUUCAACCCAGCCAACAACUCAUCAAUGAGUUCAUUUUAAAGGUUUUAGUAAUCGCUGAUCAAUGACUUGAUAAAUUAGCAUCUUGCCUCGGUUGUAAUUCACAAUUCCUACCACUUUUUUUCAAACUUUUAUGUGUUAGCAACAGCUGUUUCAUCUACAGUUUUUUUUUCUUUUUCUCCCAUUUAAAAUGAUUCAUAUUCACCUACACUAAUAAUUUGUAGCAUUUUUCACAGAAAGGUUGCCAAAAAAUAUGAAACAAAAAUAACCAUGCAAGCUUCACAGACAGCAUUGGUUUCUGUACCAUGAAUAUUUUUUUUUUUUACUCUAUAGAUAUGUUAUUUUUUUAUUUAUUUCAUAAAAAGAAGUUUAAAACCAUUGUCACAGACAUAUUCCCCCAAUGCUAGUCAAUUUUUAUUUUAUUGUCGCAUUCCUUGGCACAAGGGUGGGCCCCUCUGAUGGAACUACCUCGCACCAUUUCGAUUUUCCCACCAUGGAUAAGGAAAAUUGUAAGAAAACGUGAAAUUAAACUAGUCAUAACUUAUAUAUUUCGUAGUGGCAUAGUCUGAAUGUAUUUUAAUGUACAUAAAUUAUACAAUGUAUAUGGUAAUUAUUAAGUGUUUGUGUUAAUAUACCCUUUUUUUAAGAUAAUAAUGAUAUGAUACGGGUUAACCCUUGUCCAAAUGGGAUUAGGGAUAUUUUUUUUUCUUAAUGAAUGCAAAGAAAAGGUGAUUGGGAUUUUUCACCAUUAAAAGUCAAUAUCUAUCAACUUUUGGUUUGGUAUUAUUGAGAUUGACUCUCACUUUAAUACCUAAAUUUUUGUUUUCAAUUUGCUUAAUUUUGAUACGUUUCUCAGCUAAUCUUCAAGCCAUCUUGCCAUUAGUUAAGUUUUAUUUCUGUUAAUGAAUCUAUUGAAACUGAUUUGCAAUCUUAACCCCUAGGUGGUUGAAAAUUAUCAAUGUCGAAGGAUCAGUUGGACUUUAUUAAGUAGAUUAAGUAAUGUUUUGUUGUGUUUUUUGUCCAUUCUAUUUAUUUCGAUUUCCUGUAAAAGGGGAAUAUGUUGACAUUCAUUUUGUUACCAGUUACCAUGGUUUUUUCUCCUGUCAUUUUGAUUUGGUUGACUAUCUUUGUAUAGUGGAGUGAUUUUUUUUUUUCACCAGCGCACCGUCCUAUGAUGGUGUUAUGUAUGCAAUAAACUUGAAAUGUUUAAAA